Messenger RNA from Polychytrium aggregatum, 1924 nucleotides. RefSeq names its product rab-GTPase-TBC domain-containing protein. The transcript has 9 exons. Gene Ontology annotation, biological process: activation of GTPase activity. The annotation marks the transcript as partial. The record is from RefSeq and is a predicted model, not a curated record. Gene Ontology annotation, molecular function: GTPase activator activity. NCBI's taxonomy places the organism in Eukaryota, Fungi, Chytridiomycota, Chytridiomycetes, Polychytriales.
UCGCUUGCGCUCGGCACCUCGAACAGCCCGGCUCCGAUUCUGCUCCCUCCAGCUCCAUCAAGCGAAUCAGCUCUCUCAGCCCCUGCAAGCGAAUCAGCCCCCCGUCAUCUCCAGGGCUAAACUCUCUUGGUCGCCUCCCCAACAGGGCAUUUCGAAUCACCCGGCUCGGCCCUUCAUCGCCCUUUCGUUCACGGCCGUGAUGAGUGUCACUGAAUCCUAUUCUGAGGUCGCUCUGACGACCGAUACCGACGACGACUUUGAAAGCGUCCAUUACGACACCGAUGCGUCGUCGGCCAAUCGAUCUGCUGCCAAGUUCAACGAUCGAAAUGGCCCCUCCGCCUCAUAUUGCGACUCGUUCGUCAUUGUCGAAUGCCCGUCCGUCCAGGACUUUGAAGUCGAUGGCAAUGACGAAGCAGUUAAACAAGGCUCCAUCGGCGACAUUGACCAUAUCGACAGCCCCAGUGACUACGAGCAUCACCCGCAACCCCGCCGCCCCAAUCGCCACAGGCAGCAGGCUCGUCGUGCCGGUCGUCGUGCCGACGACGGAUACACCGACGAUGACGAUGACGGCGACAGCGACGGUGAUGGUGGCGGCGUCGACCUGAUGGAUGACAUCGACUCGCUACGUGAGACGGCUUUCCCGCGAGACUUUACUCCAAACCGGCUUCUUGGGCCGGCUGCCGUUUCGCCAUAUGCAUAUCUUCACCAGCGACUCCUGAAGCGACCAGACUCACCGACUACCGAGAGGGUCUGGCUCGACACCUUCAUGAAGACGCCCGAGAACGCCUGGAGCCACACCAAGGAGAUGCAGACGAGUCUGGGCACAUUUCAGCUCCUAUGUACAAAGUCCGGCCAGCCGUCCGAUUCAUCGUCCCGGCUCUCGACCGUCACUCGAAUGGAGUGGGGCACAUUCUUCCUGACCCACAGCCCACAGGAGCGAUACAGCCAUAUACCCGCUCUCCGCACCCGCAUCUUUUCAGGGGGCAUCGAGAGCUCCAUCCGUCCUGAAGUAUGGAUGCUCUUGCUCGGCGUUCACUCCUGGGCGUCCAACUCAAUGAGCCGAUCCCAGGUCGAGCUCCAGAAAAGAUCCGAGUACGAGCGCAUGAAGUCCAAGUGGAGACAGAGUAUCCACAGGCUCCAGGACGCACCUCCAGAACUGGCCCAGCCAACGCCGGAUUUUGUGAUGCCGAAUGUGCUGGCAUUCUGGAAAGAGAAUCUCUACCGCAUCGACAAGGAUGUCGUCAGGACAGAUCGCGAAGUAUAUUUCUAUCAGUCGACUCCCAGCUUUGAGCUAUUGGCGUAUCAGCCCGGGGCAUACAUCGAUGCCUGUCCAAAUCGCAACCUCGAAAAGCUCCGUAAUGUCUUGAUGACGUACUCGGUGCGCUCGACUCUCAAGCCCUACACUCUGUACCAAAAGACCGAGGAAGAUCUCCAGGCAGAAGGCUAUGUGCAAGGCAUGGCUGAGCUGGCCAGCUCCAUCCUCAUGGUCAUGGAUGGCGACGAGUCCAAUGCAUUUUGGACAUUCUACGCCCUGAUGGAGCGGAUGAAAAAGCACUACCGGUCCGAUGGCAGCGGCAUGCGAACGACACUCAUCACUAUGGGCAAGCUGAUCCGGAUCCUCGAUCCGGAGCUGCACCUCCAUCUGCUCGAAAGCGAGGCUCUCGACCUGUUCUGCUGCUUCCGCUGGUUUCUGGUGCUCUUCAAGCGCGAGUUCCGUCAUGUCGCGCUGGUUCGGCUCUGGGAUGCCAUCUUUGCCAAAGAAGAUGAGACCCAGGACUACGCCAUGUUUGUUGCCAUGGCAAUUCUGGAAGAGCACCGCGAUGAAAUCAUGCAGCGCCAGUCGUCCGACGAAAUCUGGAAGGUACGCACCAGCGAUUGCGCCUCCGUACCCUCAUGGCGAUUCCCUUGCAUGAGCACUACUGGC